Molecule: messenger RNA, 555 nt
Organism: Ascochyta rabiei
Lineage: Eukaryota; Fungi; Ascomycota; Dothideomycetes; Pleosporales; Didymellaceae
Exons: 3
Coding region: 1-555 (184 amino acids)
Molecular function (GO): oxidoreductase activity
Source: RefSeq, a predicted model, not a curated record
AUGUUAGACGCAUCCAAAGUGGCGCCCUGCCCCAAUCACUACACUCAUGCUUACCAUUUUAACGAGCUCAGUCUCGAAACGAGUUCAAACGAGCAACCCUACUUCCGCGCCCUCGUCUUCUUCAACAAGAAGCCCGAUGUCACUGCGGCCUUUUUCCACGAGCAUUGGAAGAGCGUGCAUGCCGAUCUGACGCUCCAGACACCCGGCGCCGGGGUGAAUCUUAUGCGAUAUGUACAGUUCCACCAAGAGGCGAAGCACGUCAAUGACCUGCAGCCGCUACUGGAUGACAGUGGAGGAUCAAUACAGAUUAUGCCGUACGAUGGCUGUGCUGAGUUCCAUGCGAAGAGCGCAAAGGAGUUUGUGGUCUUCAUGAAGUCUGUGUGGGCGUCCGAUCAUCUUGUCGGCUGUGGAAAGCGUUUUGCGGAUAUGACCCAAGGCUAUUAUGUUAUGGUCGGCUACGACAAUCUGAUCUAUGGGAACGCGAUUCCCGAGAUAGGAGGUGCUGAUGGCAUCUUAGCCGAAGAUGCUCGCUUUGGUGAGGAGACAAAGACGUAA